This is a messenger RNA of Cannabis sativa, 1724 nucleotides long. Its product is annotated as putative F-box/LRR-repeat protein At4g15060. Gene Ontology annotation, molecular function: protein binding. The record is from RefSeq and is a predicted model, not a curated record. Bases 135 to 1556 code for a protein of 473 amino acids. The transcript is spliced from 3 exons. Lineage: Eukaryota; Viridiplantae; Streptophyta; Magnoliopsida; Rosales; Cannabaceae.
AAAAUUUAAACACAUAUUAAUAAUAAUUGAGUCAAAUGUUGUUGUUCUUUCAUCUUCAACCUAAACCCUAACCCAAAUCCUACUCAAAUUUUCUCUGAUGCACCCGACCUAGCUACAGUUUUCACAUUUCAUUUAUGGCUAAGAGAAUAAAAUCAAUAAUGAUGAUGGUUGAGGAAGACAAAGACAGAAUUUCAAAACUACCUAAUGCAUUGAUCGUACACAUACUGUCGUUUCUUCCCACUAAGGAUGUGGUUCGGACUUGCCUCCUUUCAAAACGUUGGAAACUCAUCUGGUAUUUUGUUCCUAAACUCUCUUUCUGCAAUACUGAAUCUCAUUCCCAAGAAGAGUUCUUUCAUUUUGUGGACAAGUGUUUGGAACACCGUAAGAUAAGUAGGAACUUUGUCCCUGAAUCAAUGGUUACUAAUUUUGAGCUUCAAAUGAAAUUCUAUGAUAGAAGUUUAGUUGGUUGCUUAGAUAAAUGGUUAGCUUUUGUAGUUGACAAUAAGGUGCAGGAAAUAAACCUUUGUUUGGCCCCAGAUAGAUCUGAGGAGAAUCACCAAAUUUACUACUACAGAUUACCUAAAACACUAGUAAUCAAUGCAAAAUAUUUGAUUAAUUUGGUGUUGAGUGAUGUUGAGUUGGAUUCUAGCUACUCAUUUGAUUUUCCAUCCUUGAAAUCGUUGGCAUUGCAUUAUGUUCGGUUUGCUGAUAUUGAUGUGGUUGAUAAGCUGUUGUUGGGUUCCCCUUUUCUUGAGAAUUUUCAGCUAUGUCGUUUUCAAAGUUCUUAUCAGGAGGAUCAGCUCUGUAUACACAGUUCAAGCCUCAAAUUCUUGCAAAUUAAAUGUAAUACUUAUGUGCCAGUGCUAAUUGAAGCGGUAAAUCUUGAAUCUUUGGACCUAUUUGGUGUUUCCUUAGGAAAAAUCACUCUCUCUGUAUGCAAGGCAAUUAAAAAUCUCGUGUUAAUUUGUGUUUACGGUAUGGAAGAUUCAUCAUCGUUAGAAUAUCUUAUUUCAAACCUUCAUCAACUUGAGAAUUUGACCUUGUGUGAUUUGGUGUUGUUGCGGUUGAAGCAUGUUAAAAUCUCGAAUCAUCACUUGAAAACUUUGAAGUUGAAUUGUACUUGUUCAUCUAUAGAUGAAAAGGAAGUUAUAAUUGAAGCUCCAAAAUUAGUAUCAUUUUGUUAUGAAGGAUAUAUCAAUCAUAAUAUAUCAAUAGAGUCAUCCAAUUUGUUGAAUGGAAUAUUCAUUUUUCUUGAUCAUUAUAAGAAAUAUGAUGCAAUUUGGUUUGUCGAUAUGAUGAAUUUUUUUGUGAAUCUUAAUUGCUCUCCAAAGACAGUAAGGCUUGAUAUCGACUCAGAAAAGGCUCUCAUAUUCCCAGAAAAAAUAAAGAAGAUAUGUCGUACUCCUUUAGUUAAUUGGGAGCAUCUUAGAGUUUUUACUAGAUCGAAACUGGAAUGGGAAUCAGAAUUGAGAGAUGCUCUGCAUUGGAUUUCUCCUUCUUUAAAGAGUCUAUCUAUAAUGGAAAGGGCUUAUACUAGUUCCUCUUCAACAUUUUAAACAAUGGUUAUAACUUAUGUGUAGUGAUGACUGUCUUCUAUUAGUUUUCUUUGCUAAUAGAAGAAAACUAACAUUGUUAUGUAGUGGUACUUUGAGUUUGGUUUGUGAGAUAUUGUAGUCUUCUUAAUGUUAUAUCCUAAUGAGAAUUUCUGUCCUAUUUCUUCUCUU